Molecule: messenger RNA, 1898 nt
Organism: Photinus pyralis (common eastern firefly)
Lineage: Eukaryota; Metazoa; Arthropoda; Insecta; Coleoptera; Lampyridae
Product: jerky protein homolog-like
Exons: 3
Coding region: 183-1448 (421 amino acids)
Cellular component (GO): nucleus
Molecular function (GO): DNA binding
Source: RefSeq, a predicted model, not a curated record
CUUUAUAGUAUGAACACCAAAAUCUCGGUGGUGUGAAUUUUCUUACAUAUAUAUUAUUGGUAGAUUUUCUAACAAGAAUACAUGAUCAAAAUUGCACAUAACCAGUCGCUUUGACGUUUUGAUGGUGGUUACUUUACUCCGCACACGUUUACAAGUGAGGUUAGCUCAAGUUUUUUUCUAAAAUGGUGAAAAGCAAGAAAAAGUGUUUAACGCUUUACGAAAAAGCCAAAAUUAUCGAAGAGCAUAAAAAGGGCAUGUGUGUCACGGCGUUGUCUAAAAAAUACCACGUAGCAAAAUCUACUAUAUGUUCUAUUAAAAAUAAAGAAGACAGAAUUUUGAAAAUUGUACAUCAAAGUAUUAAACCCGGUAAAAUUCAAAAACGUACAUUAAAAGAAGCAGAAAAUCCGAAGUUAGAAAGAUUACUUUAUAAAUGGUUUGUUAAACAACGUGAACGAAAUUUGCCAGUUACAGGUGACAUGAUUAAACAAAAGGCUCUAGUUAUACAUAAGCAGCUCAAUUCACAAAAUGAAACAUUUAACGCAAGUGAUGGGUGGCUUCAAAAAUUUAAAUGGCGUCAUGGAAUAAGACUUCUCAAGAUUGCAGGAGAGAAGUUGUCUUCUCAACCCGAGCUAAUAAAUCCGUUUACAAACGAAUUAGCUAAGAUUAUUAAAGAGCUUGAUUUAACAGAAAAUCAAAUUUACAAUGCAGAUGAAACAGGAUUAUAUUGGAAACUUUUACCGGAUAAGACUUAUGUUGCACUACAUGAAAAGACAGCCCCUGGUCUGAAAAUUGCGAAACAGCGAGUAACUUUUUUGGGAUGUCUUAAUGCUACAGGUUCGCAUAGGUUAACACCUCUCUUAAUUGGAAAAGCAAAAUCACCUAGGGCGUUCAAGAACUUCCAAAAUCCAUUCGUGUACAAGAAUACCAAGAAUGCAUGGAUGACCCAAGAUAUCUUUAAACAUUGGUUUUUCAAACAGUUUGUCCCUGAGGUAACAGCGUUUUUAAAAAGCACAGGGUUGCCAGUGAAAGCUGUCCUCAUAUUAGAUAACGCUCCAUCCCAUCCUUCAGCAGAUGAAUUAAAAACCCCUAAUGGAGCAAUUUUUACUAUGUUUAUGCCACCAAACGUAACACCAUUAAUUCAACCGAUGGAUCAAAAUGUGUUGCGACUUACUAAGUUGUACUACAGAAAAAGCUUGUUGAGUUCUGUAGUGUCUAAAGGUGAAGGAGUUGCAGAGGCACUCAAAACAAUAACUUUAAAGGACGCAAUUAUUCAUCUACAUAAGGCGUGGUGGAAGUUGGACCCUUUGAUGAUUACAAAAUGUUGGAAUCCUAUUUUAGGUAAAAAUGAAGACCAAGAUAAUAUACCCUUAGCUACACUGCGGAAAACAUGGACUAACGAAACUGAAAAACUGAAUAAUGACACUAUUUUGUUUGUUGGAAGCGAUUGAACCCGCCGAGUAUACGCAACAAGAUGUUGAAGAAUGGAAUAAGGACGUUAUUGAUAACGAUGGUUUGGAAAGUGAAGAUAGCGCUGAUUCAGAAAAUUCUGAUUGUGAAGUGAUUAGCACAGAAGAAAAAAAAAUUUCGCAUGUUGAGGUUCUUGAAGCGUUAAAAGCAGUUUCACAAUGGUCCAUUCAAAACCUUGUUGACGUAAGUGACAUGGUAGCUCUAAAGAAAAUAGAAGAAAAAGCUGUAAUGUUAAAUAUAACCCAAAAUAAAAUUCAAACAAAAAUUACGUCCUAUUUUAAGUAGUAUGUAGUCAAUGUAGUGUAUGUACUACCUUUUUUGUUAACUUUUUUUUUUUAAUAAUAAUGCAUUUAUUUUACCAUAUUACGUACAAGUUUGUGUUUUUGUGUUGUUUUUACUUUUUUUGUAUUACUUAAUUAUUUUUUAAUAAA